Messenger RNA from Sphaeramia orbicularis (orbiculate cardinalfish), 1353 nucleotides. RefSeq names its product nuclear factor 7, brain-like. Lineage: Eukaryota; Metazoa; Chordata; Actinopteri; Kurtiformes; Apogonidae. Bases 1 to 1353 code for a protein of 450 amino acids. The record is from RefSeq and is a predicted model, not a curated record. The transcript is spliced from 2 exons. Gene Ontology annotation, molecular function: protein binding; zinc ion binding.
AUGGCAGAGAAACCAAUUCUAGAAAACUUUCUGACAUGUCCAGUGUGUUUGGAGACGUUCAGAGAUCCUGUGUCUCUGAGCUGCAACCACAGCUUCUGUUUAAUCUGCCUGAAGGAAUUCUGGAAAGAAAAGGAAAACAGAACCUGUCCUGUUUGUAGAAGAAAAAACUCCAAAGAAACAACAGUGAACUUUGCUCUUAAAGAACUGGCUGAAUCAUUUGCUGGGAGUCUGAAAGUUGGAUCAUCUGAGACCGAAAAAGGAGAAAAGAAGGUGGAGGUGGUCUGCAGCAAACAUCCAGAAGAACCUAAACUGUUCUGUAAAGAUGAAAACAGAGCUGUGUGUCUGGUCUGUGAUUUUCCUCAUCAACAUAAACACACUGUGGUUCCUGUAGAAGAAGCAGUUUCUGAAAUGAAGGAUGAGCUGAAAUCUGACUUAAAGUCUCUACAGGAAAAGAAGAAGAAAUACAAGCAAACACAGAAAACAUACGAGGAAAUAAUGAAACACUUAAAGAAUCAGGUUUUGUGGACAGAGAGUCAGAUCAGAGCAGAGUUCAACAAACUCCAGCAGUUCCUGAAAGAGGAAGAGGAGUCCAGACUGGCAGCUCUGAGGGAGGAAGAGGAGCAGAAGAGGAGGAGUGUGAUCAGAGAGAUGAAGAGGAUUGAGGAGCAGAUGUCCUCUGUGUCAGACAGUAUCUGUGCUGUUGAAGAAGAGCUGCAGAAAGCCAGCGCUCCAUUCCUCAUCAGUUGUAAAGACACUCAGAGCAGAGCCCAAGUCUGGGACAAGAUGAGGGACAAGGUCCACUUCAGCCCCGUCAUCCUGGACCCAAACACUGCACAUGGAUGGCUUCAUCUGUCUGAUGAUCUGACCAGUGUGAGAUAUGGAGACACUUAUCAGCAGGUUCCUGAUAAUCCAGAGAGAAACAAUCACUAUGCCAGUGUUCAUGGAUGUGAGGGCUUCACCUCAGGGAAACACAGCUGGGACGUGGAGGUGGGAGACCAUCUGAGGUGGACUUUAGGUUUGGUUAAAGAGUCAGUUAACAGGAAGGGAGAGUUGUUAGCUUCACCAGAAUAUGGAAUCUGGUGUUUAAAGCAUAACAGUGGAAAAUACACUAAUGGUCUUGGUCAGACAAUGAAAGUGCAGACGAGUCCACAGAGGGUCAGAGUUGAACUGGACUAUAACAGGGGGCAGGUGUCCUUCUACAACGCUGAAGAUAAGACUCAGAUCUGCACCUACAGAGACACUUCCACUGAGAAACUCUACCCUUAUUUUAGUAUUGGACCAGCCACUGGUGUUAAAACCACUGAUAUUAAAAUAUGCCAGAAGAAGAUUUCUCUGUUGUUUACAGAGAAAUGA